Molecule: messenger RNA, 1391 nt
Organism: Maniola jurtina (meadow brown)
Lineage: Eukaryota; Metazoa; Arthropoda; Insecta; Lepidoptera; Nymphalidae
Product: peroxiredoxin-2-like
Exons: 7
Coding region: 177-860 (227 amino acids)
Biological process (GO): response to oxidative stress; cellular response to stress; hydrogen peroxide catabolic process
Cellular component (GO): cytosol
Molecular function (GO): thioredoxin peroxidase activity
Source: RefSeq, a predicted model, not a curated record
UCACUGACUUCACUUGUCACUUCCAAGUGCAAUAAAUAAUCGUAUCGUAAUCGCGUGAAUAUUCAUUUCCAUCCUAUUUUCUAAUUUUAAUUUGGGAUUGCGAAAAAUUUCUUAACUAAGGAGCCUACUAAAUUACUCAUAUUAUAUUUUAAAAUCUAAAGUAAUCAAUUUCUAAAAUGUCACUAUUUGUAAAGAACUUAGUCCGCCGGGUCCUCACACCAGCUGUAUCAGUAACGAGGAAAUCGUGUUUUUCUACUACUAAUGCUGCAUUUGCACCAAAAAUACAGAAGCCUGCCCCUGACUUUGCAGCUACAGCAGUGGUAAAUGGGGAAUUCAACCAAAUAAGAUUGGCAGACUUCUCUGGAAAAUAUGUGGUUCUUAUGUUCUAUCCUCUGGACUUCACCUUUGUCUGCCCUACAGAGUUGAUAGCUUACAGCGACAGAGCCAAAGAGUUUGCGGGUAUUGACUGCCAAGUUAUUGGGGUGUCUACUGAUUCAGAGUUCAGUCAUUUGGCAUGGAUCAAUACCCCUAGGAAGGAUGGAGGUUUGGGAAAAAUAGACAUUCCAUUAUUGGCAGAUUACCAGAAGCAAAUCUCAAAGGAUUAUGAUGUAAUGUUAGACCAAGGGUUCGCAUUACGUGGGUUGUUUAUCAUUGACAGAAAUGGCAUUUUAAGGCACAUGUCAAUAAACGACUUGCCUGUAGGAAGGUCCGUCGAUGAAACCCUGAGGCUAGUGAAGGCUUUCCAGUUUGCUGACAAACAUGGUGAAGUAUGCCCCGCCAAUUGGAAUCCUGAUACAAAUGCAGACACCAUCAAACCGAAUCCCAGAGAAAGCAAGGAGUAUUUCAAGAAGGCUAACUAAUUUUUUAACAAAACUAUUUGGCAUCAGGUCAAAAGAGCUCUGAAAAAUAGUCUAGAGAAUGUGUGUGUGAUAGUAGAUACUUUACUUUCCUAUUACGAGAAGUUAAAGGUUGACUGAUGAACUAAUCGCGCGGCUAGUUGACCAUUUUGUACCGCCAAUUAGAUUAAUUGUUCACUGCGCAGGUUCAAGGUUUAGAGUUAUUUUGACCUGAUGCCAAGUGUACUAUGAAUUUAGAUUAGGCAUUAAAUGCAAUUAAAGUUCUUCAUCACUAACCCAUCGAAAAAUUCUUGUUUGGAAUGGCCAAUCCAGUACAUACAGUUUUGUAAGAUAUUAAACAUAAUCAAAUCCCUGUAUCACUGUUAGUUUUAAGUUAUUAAAAGACCUGUUUCUUAGUAAUUAUAUUUAUGGUUAAAAAUGUAUUUCCGAAGUAAUUCUUGCAUUUAAUGACAGAAAUCCAACUUCAAUAAUAAUUUUGUUGUUAUAUUGAUAUUAUUUUAACGUAUGCUAUGUCAAAUACAUACAAUUUAUAGA